GGGUAGCGUAUACAUGCAUAGCCGGUACUUAAUACUCCGUACAUUGCAUCCGUAUGUGUGCCUACGGAAUACAACCAAGAUUGAAAACAACGCCUAUUUCCGAUCAUCAUUCCCGCUGCUCACGUCUCCCCGCAUGAAGCGAGCCAGCUCAGGUACUAGCAGGGACCCCAUCCCGGGGGCCCCGGACAACUCCCGAGCCUCCCUCGUUCCAACGUCGUCGCCGGACACUUCUCCGCUCAAACCUAACACGAUGCGACGACUAACAGCAUCGAUGCCGCAAACAUCGUCAUCUUCUGGCGAAUUGAAUCUCGUAACAUUGCGGAGCCGCACCACCUUUUCGCGGGGACUCCACUGCGAGAAGCAAGCUAUGGCUUGAGUGGGGGAGCAGGUUUGUCUCGAAUCGGACCAGCAGCGGCGUCAUGGGGUUGUGGACAAACGCCAGCAUGACCCCCACCUAGGCCUGGCUGGCGUGGAUUCGUGGGGUUAAGGUGCCGCCAGUGGAGAUGUUUGACAUCGUGAGCCCUUCGCGGGG
Colletotrichum godetiae is the source of this 532-nucleotide messenger RNA. RefSeq lists its product as uncharacterized. Bases 14 to 376 code for a protein of 120 amino acids. The record is from RefSeq and is a predicted model, not a curated record. NCBI's taxonomy places the organism in Eukaryota, Fungi, Ascomycota, Sordariomycetes, Glomerellales, Glomerellaceae. The transcript has a single exon.